UUAUACCUUUUUAGUUAGAUAAUUUUGCAUGGUAAGCUUGUAUUGUAGAUUUCAAUAUACCUAUUUUAAUAAAAGUAUUUAUAAUUUAAACUUUUAAUAACUGGCGGUGAACUUACAAUUUAUAAUAAAUAAUAAUAAAAUGAAUAAUAAUUUUAAACCAAAGCGACGAAUAGAUAGAUUGCAGUUAGCUGAAUAUUUUAAUAAUUUAUCAAUUUCUUAUAAUGACGCUAUUCAAUUGAAAAAUAGGGAUGAAGUCGUUUGUAAUGCAGCAUUGGAAUUUUACGGAGAGAACACAUAUUUCACGAGAGUCAAUAUUUUAAGAAUUUUAAUAAGAAAUACCGAUCAAAUCUCACGUUUUUUUAAAAAUAUUCCAUCCCUAUCAACAUCUAGACAGUCAGUAGAGUCAGUAGACACAUUUAAUAAUAGUAAUAAUAUUAAUGAUAAUGAUAUUAAUAAUAAUUAUGAUAGAGUUUUUAAUGAUUUUGAAAAUACUAGUCCUUGCGUUACAGAUGAUGAGAUUGAUAUUGAUAUACCUAUACGAAACAUGUUUGAAAAUAGUUUUAAAUUAUCGCGUGAUAGACAAAUAUUGCCCGUUGGUUGCAAGAAUGUAUUUAUAGCGAAUAAAUCUAUUGUUGAUAAUAGAAAGCGCACCUAUAUUUGUCCAAUUUUUGAGGGAGAUUUUUAUAUUUCUAAAGAAGAGUGGCAUUCAAUCUAUCAGGGUGGGAAUAAAUUAAAGGAAGGAAUUUAUGUUUAUUUUCUUAAAGAAAAACUUUUUGAAUUUGUAAAUAAUGUAUGCGUUAUAAAUGUUAGGAGUUAUUAUUUUUCGAAAAAUUUAUCAAAUUUAUGCAUUUAUGCUUAUUGUGGUCACAUCGAAUGUAAAUCAUUUGUAUUUAAAAUUAGCUUUCAUAACAAUAUGGAUCAACCUCUAUACCAUUUUAAAGUUUUCAGUUCGUGUGUUGAUUAUUGUCAUUCGAAAUUGUUGACCAGACAUGUAAAGGGAAUAGAAAGAAAAUUAUUAGGGGAUAAAUAUAAAAAUAAAAAACCUUUACACAUGGCUACGGAUUGCAUUUUAAAAUCUAGUAAAAAUAUUUUAGAGAGUAAUCAUUUACAAAAAAUUAAAUCUCACGGCGUAUAUAGAAACAUAAUUUCGGAUAAUAAAAGAAAACUUGAUCGCGAUUCGGAUGAUGUAAUUGAUCUUCUAUUAAUGAGGCGUGAAAAUCCAAAUUAUAUCCAGCUUGUUGGGGAACCUCUAUUUGCUUAUGUUCAUGGAGAGGAACAAAUGUUUUUAUUAAAAAAUGCAAUUAGGGAUGCGCACCCAUUAAAAAAAAUAACUGCAUAUGUUGAUGCUACCGGAUCCAUAGUAAGAAAACCUAAAACAGUCGAAACCAAACGAAUUUUGUUGUAUUCUAUAGUUAUUCGCCUAAAAGACAGUUCAGGAGAAUCCGGUACGGUGUGUUCGGUUUCAGAUUUCAUUUCCAGUCGACACGAUAUAACGACAAUUUCGGCGUGGUUGUCACAUUUUAAAACGUUUUGGACAAAUUUUUCUAUGACUUGGCCAAUUUUUGAUAGAGUCGUAACCGAUUUUAGUAUGGCAGAACUAAACGCGCUAAGUCAGGCUUUUAAUGAAAUGUCUUUCAUCGCCUAUAUUAAUAAUUGUUACAAUAUUAUAUAUAAUAAUGGACAGAAUAAUAAUUUAACUCAUUUAGCUUUGUGUUGCGCUCAUUUAAUGAAAAUUUUUGUAAAUUGUAUAAAUAGUCAUUAUAACGAUAGUAACGUAGGGACAAUUUUAAAAGAAUCGUUAGCCGCGGUAUCUAAUAUGAAAACUAUUCGGGAAGUAGAACAAUGGUUCGAAUCAUUCACUGUUUUAACAUGUUCGAAACUUGAAAGUCUUGCAGUAAUUUACGCGAAAAAUAACAUCAUAAAUUUAAAUAUUGGACAGGCUAUUAUUGUCAACGAGGAAAUAGAAUUAACGUUUAAAACUGAUUCAAUUAAUAAUAAUAAAAUUAGAGACAGCACUUAUAAAAGUUCGUUAUUUUAUAAACAUUUUUGUCUAAUGAAGGAUAAAGUUUUAAUUAAAGUAAAUAAUGACGGAAUCGGGACACAAAAUAAAUUUUAUAGUCCAAAUUUUUACAACGAUAUUUUAGUACGAUUUAUAACUUACUUGCCUUUAUGGACAAGUAUCGUUAAUGGAGAGAGAUCGUGUAAUGCGCCAAUCGAAAAAUAUUUUGGUACUUUAAAAAAUAGCUUAUUUAAUAAUACGAUGCCCGAAAAGUGUUCACGCGUUAUACGGGGUAUUAGAAAACAUAUUGUAAGUAUUUUUGAAAUGAAAAAAUUUAACAUUGGUAAAAGCCAAUGCGCGUCGAAAAAACGAAAGCGCGAAAUUUGUGAGGAAGGAUGGAAGAAGAAAUCUAAAAGGGUUCAUUCAUAUUAUAAGGCAUUAUAUUCAAAUAAAUUAAAAUCGCAGGAGAUUGUCAGUCAGGUAAAACAUUAUAUUCCAUUGCAAUUUUUUUCGAAUGGAUUAAUAAAAUCAAAGAAUUAUUACUCUCAAACUCGAAGCCACGAAUAUGCCGUGUGUCGCUUUGAGAAUAAUGUAUUUUUUCAAAAUAUAUUAUAUUCUGCUUCUUUUCGAACCUUACGAGCUUCCUGGGUAAUAGAACAGAAUGAAAAGUGGUUGGAUAAUUUUGUUAUUGAAUUCAGUAUUAGUUUGUUUAUCAAUAAUAAUCCGGAUUAUUGUCUUUUAUCAUGUGCGAUUAGUAAGGAAAUUGACAAAGAAAAGCGUGGUAUAGCGAAUAAAAUUGAAAAUCUUAAUAACUCGGCUACAAAAAUUUUAAUGGUAUUUAACCAGGGGAAUAAUCAUUGGGUCCUUAUUUACGUUGAUUUAAAAAACGGUACUUUCGGAUAUUUAGAUCCAAUUAAUAAUAGUAAUGGGAGAAACUUUUUUCAAAAAUUUUUAACGUUUUUUAAUAAGUAUAACUUAAAAUAUUUUGAUUCUACGGUUCGGACAGAUUUAAAAUUAAACACCUAUCAGUAUCCAUUGCAGAAUGACAAUGUUAAUUGUGGGGUUUAUUGCAUUUAUUAUGCAAAAUGUUUAAUUAAUAGUGAAACCUUUUCCGAAACAUUUAAUCCAGAGACAUAUCGCGAAUGUUUGCAAGAAAUGUUAUUGUUAUCUGCAAAAGAUAUGCGCGAAUAUUGUUUAUAUUGCGGUUCUGAUGAAAGUUUUAGGGAAAUGAUUUAUUGCGAAAUGUGCCAACGAUUCAUUCAUUUAAGAUGUAUAAGGAAUAGAGAUGGAACGUUUCAGAAACCUCCAGAAGAAGAAUUUUUUAUUUGCCAAAUUUGUUUAGAAUUUAAGAAAGAUAUUUCAUAGAAAUUAAAAUUAAAAUAUAGUAAGUACAUUUGCGCCCAGGAGGUCAAGGGAUCGGCUGUAAGGGGAUGGAGGAGGCCUUUUAAAUGUACUUGCUAUAUCUUUGUGUUUUAAAAAAUUCUUCUGUUAAACAUAUUUCAAUAAAAAGAUGUGCAUACUGACUGACUGAUUUUAAAAUCUUUAACAAAAAUUAUAUUUUUAUUUUAUAAAUCACCGAG
Molecule: messenger RNA, 3579 nt
Organism: Psylliodes chrysocephalus
Lineage: Eukaryota; Metazoa; Arthropoda; Insecta; Coleoptera; Chrysomelidae
Source: the annotation of a GenBank genome assembly